GUUGUUUCGCUGCACCCAGCGGUGAUGCCACGAAUCAAAGAUGCCGCUGGUUCAACCUGGUCCGUGGAGCCUGAGGAGGUAGAGAAUAAGCUGAAUUGUCAAGUCCCCUGGUGGGUUUGGCAAGUUGAGUUGGCUGACGGCACCGACCCCGUACCGCUGUCCAUUGGUCGGAACGAGGUGUCCCUUGGAAAUUUCAAGCUCUCAGCCCAGCGGGACGAGCCCUUGAGGCUCUUGGGCAUCCGACCCUAUGAGGUGUCCUUGAUCAGCCUUUGGACCUUUGUCAUUGGCCUGAUAGUGGUCUUGCGUUCUGGCAUCCCAUCGUUCCUGGCAGCCAUCUGCUUGACAUUGAUCCCGUUGUGUCGGACUUGCCCUGAACUGCCGCUGCUGUGUCGGUCAUGGCCCAGAGGUCGUUUGAACAAGGGCAUUCUUGCUAUUCUGAAAUGCUGCUUAUUUCUAUGGUUUGUGCUGAUGCUGCUGUUUUGGUGCAGGGGGCAGUGGCGAGCUGCCCCAAGUCCUGGCAGAGCUCCAACUCAAGGCUCUCUGAAAGAGGAUAUCUGGCAUCGAACCUCUCGAUAUGAGGCGCACCACGGAGUGAACGAGCCGGAAGACUGGAUCGAUCCGCCAGAAGUGGUCACCAGUAGCUUCAUCCCUGAGCACAUCAGCCCAUGCUUCCUGAAGGAUGCCAAAUAUGAGCCUCUGAACAUGUUCGGCCAGGGUCGAACGAGGGUGCGGUCUCCCGCAGACUGCCAGGCCCGAUGCGCGAGAGAGCGUGGCUGUGCCCGUUUCACCGCUUUUCGCGUCCAGCCGAAUGUAUUCUGGUGCCAUUUGCAGGAGUACAAUUCUCAACUACAAAUGGCAAGUGGAGCUAUAGCUGGGCCUGAUGAUUGUGAUCAAGAGGCGAUGCUGGCGGAAGUCUUAGGGCAGCCGAGACCGGCGCCGGUGCCGGUCCUACCUCGAACCACUGCAACCACCACGGAGGCACCGAAAGUUGCAGCACCACGGCCGCCUAUUCAAAGGGCCUCCAAGGUGGCUGCGCCGGUGACGCCUCCACCAGUGCCGGUUGCAAAGGACCCACAGCCAGCAAGACAAGAGGUUGUGCAGGAGGAAGCACCAGCUCCAGCUCCCGGGCCAGACUUGGGAGCAGAUGGCAGCCUUCCGAUGCUCCUUUUGGUUCUUGGCAUCGCUGCAGCAGUGGUUUUCUCAGGUCAUCUUGAGAGGUCCUAAGUGGUGCACCAAAGUCGUGCAUCAUAGCGGCCGGCGCGCGUCAAAAUGAAACAUUUGAGAUGGUG
Molecule: messenger RNA, 1289 nt
Organism: Cladocopium goreaui
Lineage: Eukaryota; Dinophyceae; Suessiales; Symbiodiniaceae
Source: the annotation of a GenBank genome assembly